This is a messenger RNA of Prunus armeniaca (apricot), 1035 nucleotides long. NCBI's taxonomy places the organism in Eukaryota, Viridiplantae, Streptophyta, Magnoliopsida, Rosales, Rosaceae. The record is from the annotation of a GenBank genome assembly.
AUGUUGUCGGCCUUAACCUCAGCAGCAGCUGUCUCUACGAUUCCAUCAAUUCCAACAAUAGUCUCUUUCGCCUUGUUCAUCUACAAAGGCUUGACCUCUCAGAUAAUCGCUUCAAUUUCUCUCAAAUACCAUCAAGAUUUGCUAUCGAAGCUGUCUGCCCUUGAUCCGUCUUUCAAUCAUCAGAAAGGUGAUGACAGUAUCCCUUUGAAACUGACCAAGGGCAACCUGAGAAGCCUCGUUCAAAACUUUACCAACAUAAAAAAGCUUCAUCUUAGUGGGGAGCAAUGCCCUCAAGAAAUUGAAUGUUUACCGCAUGAAUUUCUCUGGCCAACUGCCUACCUCCCUCGGAAACCUUCAUUCCUUGAUUGUGUUUGUCAUCUCAUCGUAUGCAGGAGAAGCUCCAUUCUCGGCACAGCUUUGAACCCGCGUAGAGGGAACUCGCUCUCUUUUCCAUCUUCGUCUUCCUUCAUUGUUCGAGCUCAACAGAUGGAGUCUAAGGAUGACGAACCUGAGCCUGUGAAAAUUGAGCUGAAAAUCAAGGAAUGGGAGAAUAGCAUGUACCACAAUGAAGUAGCUGCGAGCCAAGGCAUCCGAAGAAGGAGACCACCAACUGGACCCCCUUUGCACUAUGUUGGGCCUUUUGAGUUUCGCUUGCAGAAUGAGGGCAAUACUCCACGAAAUAUUUUGGAGGAAAUCAUUUGGCACAAAGACACUCAAGUUGCACAGAAAGCUCUUGAUAAUGCUCCUCCCGUUAGGGAUUUUAUUGGAGCUCUUAGAGCAGCAAAUUCACGAACUGGACUGCCUGGUUUGAUAACUGAAGUGAAGAAGGCGCCUCCAAGUAGAGGAGUCCUGAGAGAAAAUUUGACCGGUAAGUUUCGUUGCUUUAUUGUGAUUCAUGCGCUUGGAAGUUUGUUUCUAUUCCUGUCCUGGUGGUACCAGAUUCAGUAUGCUGAAUUAAUUCAUGUUCAUCAGAAUAGAGGUGGUGUUUCCAUUGGAAAUGAAAUGGAAGCAUCAUUUCCAAACCUUGUUCUGUGA